UCUCCAGUGUCUCGUUUGCAGUCGGUUGUGAGGAAGGAGGCGUCUUGGUCCGUAGGGGUGAGGAAGGGAACAGCAUCUAUUGUCUGUGUUUGACUCCGUAGUUUGGUCCGAGGCCUCCCGGAGCUUUCCCGGGGCAGUCGGCAGAAGCCGCCGCGACCGCCCCGCCCCUCCCCUCCGUCCCCGGGACCGGGAGGGACCCAGCCCGCGUCACGCCCCUCGGCGCUCGCCUUUCCCUUCUCUGUCGUUGCGUCCGCAUCGCGCCCCCGGAAUCAGACGGUGCCCCAUAGAUGGCCAGCUUUCCCCCGAGGGUCAACGAGAAAGAGAUCGUGAGAUCACGUACUAUAGGUGAACUUUUAGCUCCUGCGGCUCCUUUUGACAAGAAAUGUGGUCGUGAAAAUUGGACUGUUGCUUUUGCUCCAGAUGGUUCAUACUUUGCUUGGUCACAAGGACAUCGUGCAGUAAAGCUUGUUCCGUGGUCCCAGUGCCUUAAGAACUUUCUCUUGCAUGGCACCAAGAAUAUCACCAAUUCAAGCAGUUUAAGGUUGUCAAGACAAAACAGUGAUGGUGGUCAAAAAAAUAAGCCUCGUGAACAUAUUAUAGACUGUGGCGAUAUAGUCUGGAGUCUUGCUUUUGGAUCUUCAGUUCCAGAAAAACAGAGUCGCUGUGUAAACAUAGAAUGGCAUCGAUUCAGAUUUGGACAAGAUCAGCUACUCCUUGCCACAGGGUUAAACAAUGGGCGUAUCAAAAUAUGGGAUGUAUAUACAGGAAAACUCCUCCUUAACUUGGUAGAUCAUACUGAAGUGGUCAGAGAUUUAACUUUUGCUCCAGAUGGGAGUUUGAUCCUGGUGUCAGCUUCAAGAGACAAAACUCUGAGAGUGUGGGACCUGAAAGAUGAUGGAAACAUGAUGAAAGUAUUGAGGGGCCAUCAGAACUGGGUGUACAGCUGUGUAUUCUCUCCUGACUCUUCUAUGCUGUGUUCAGUGGGAGCCAGUAAAGCAGUGUUCCUUUGGAAUAUGGAUAAAUAUACCAUGAUACAGAAACUAGAAGGACAUCACCAUGAUGUUGUAGCUUGUGACUUUUCUCCUGAUGGAGCAUUACUGGCUACGGCAUCUUAUGAUACUCGAGUUUAUAUCUGGGAUCCACACACUGGAGACAUUCUGAUGGAAUUUGGGCACCUGUUUCCCCCACCCACUCCAAUAUUUGCUGGAGGAGCAAAUGACCGAUGGGUACGAUCUGUCUCGUUUAGUCAUGACGGACUGCAUGUUGCAAGCCUUGCUGAUGAUAAAAUGGUGAGGUUCUGGAGAAUUGAUGAGGAUUAUCCAGUGCAAGUUGCACCUUUGAGCAAUGGUCUUUGUUGUGCCUUUUCUACUGAUGGCAGUGUUUUAGCUGCUGGGACACAUGAUGGAAGUGUGUAUUUUUGGGCCACUCCAAGGCAAGUCCCUAGCCUUCAACAUUUAUGUCGCAUGUCAAUCCGGAGAGUGAUGCCCACCCAAGAAGUCCAGGAGCUGCCGAUUCCUUCCAAAGUUUUAGAGUUCCUCUCCUACCGUGUUUAGAGGAUGCUGUCUUCCCUAGUAUUAGGGACUGACAACACACUUUACACAAACCUCAAGCUUUACUGACUUCAAGGUUUAGGAGAUUUAUUUAAUUUGAUACAUUCUUGUAUUGCAUUUUGAUCAGUUGAGCUUUUAAAAUAUUAUUUAUAGACUUAGGAGAAAUAUUUCUGAACAUAUGAAAUGUAAAUUUUUUUCUAAAAUGUAACUGUGAAAACAUAUACAUAAAUGUAUAUAUUUCGAUAUAAGCUGCUGCGUGUUGAAUGGACCCUUUUGCUUUUCUG
Molecule: messenger RNA, 1834 nt
Organism: Kogia breviceps (pygmy sperm whale)
Lineage: Eukaryota; Metazoa; Chordata; Mammalia; Artiodactyla; Physeteridae
Gene: WSB1
Product: WD repeat and SOCS box containing 1
Biological process (GO): intracellular signal transduction; protein polyubiquitination
Molecular function (GO): protein binding
Source: RefSeq, a predicted model, not a curated record